GGAGCCUUCAACAGGCAUUGUUGUCCUUGAGAAGACGUCGCUCACGAUGAAUGAGAUAGAUCAUCGACGAGGUCCGUGAAUGACUAGUAGCUUUCAUGAUGAAUUCUUAACUGCGCGUUGGUGACGGACAGGCUGUGAGAUUGACUUACGCACUCAUGUAAAAUAUACACCAUUUAGAACGACCCGUACUAUAACUUUCCAGCACAAAUUAGGUACUUACCGAUCACUAUGCCCUCCUCAAGGACCCCCGUUAUCACCGAUAAGGCUCCUAAGCCCCUGCCGGGCAUCUACAGCCAAGCCAUCAUCGCCAAUGGUAUGGUCUUCUGCUCCGGCGCCGUUCCCAUGGACCCGGUGACCAUGAAAAUCAUCGACGGUGACGUUCAGGCACACACGCAUCAAUGCAUCAAGAACCUAACAGCGGUUCUGGAAGGCGCCGGUACCACGAUUGAUAAGGUCGUCAAGGUGAAUGUCUUCCUCUCGGACAUGGAUGACUUUGCUGCGAUGAACGAGGUCUAUUGCACUUAUUGGGGCGACAUCAAGCCUUCUAGAACUUGCGUUGCGGUCAGGACCCUUCCUCUGAACGUUGAUGUGGAGAUUGAGUGCAUAGCUGUCCUGUAA
Messenger RNA from Colletotrichum acutatum, 618 nucleotides. RefSeq names its product endoribonuclease L-PSP. The transcript is spliced from 3 exons. The record is from RefSeq and is a predicted model, not a curated record. The coding region runs from base 229 to 618 and encodes 129 amino acids. Gene Ontology annotation, molecular function: deaminase activity. Gene Ontology annotation, cellular component: cytosol; mitochondrion. NCBI's taxonomy places the organism in Eukaryota, Fungi, Ascomycota, Sordariomycetes, Glomerellales, Glomerellaceae.